Messenger RNA from Sceloporus undulatus (fence lizard), 544 nucleotides. Its product is annotated as insulin-like growth factor-binding protein 7. Gene Ontology annotation, molecular function: insulin-like growth factor binding. The transcript has a single exon. The annotation marks the transcript as partial. Lineage: Eukaryota; Metazoa; Chordata; Lepidosauria; Squamata; Phrynosomatidae. Gene Ontology annotation, biological process: regulation of cell growth; regulation of signal transduction. Gene Ontology annotation, cellular component: extracellular region. The record is from RefSeq and is a predicted model, not a curated record.
UGAAGCCCCUUCCUUCUGCUCCAUUUCAGUCCUCUCCCUCAGGAUGCUGUCCUCCUCCUCCGCGUGCCUGCCGUCGGGGCUCCUCUUGGCCCUGCUCCUCCUGGGCUCCUCGGACGGAGGGACCCCGCUGCCCCCUUCCCCUGCCCCCCCUGCCCUGCCCGGCUGCCCGCCUUGUCUGCCCUCCAGCUGCCCGCCCCUGCCCCCCAAGGGAUGCCCCCUGGGCAAGGCCCGCGACGGCUGCGGCUGCUGCUGGCAGUGCUCCCGCGGGGAAGGCGAGGCCUGCGGCUUCUCCCCUGCCGCCGCCUCCUCCUCCUCUUCUUCUCCGGGGGGCUUCGGGCGCUGCGGGCCGGGCCUUGAAUGCAGGCGGAGGCCCAAGAGCAGGGGGCCCGGGGUCUGCCUCUGCAAGAGCCGCUACCCGGUCUGCGGCACCGACGGAAUCACCUACCCCAGCCCCUGCCAGCUCAGGGCGGCCAGCCUCAGCAGCGCCUCCGCCCAGGGCAGCAAGCUCCAGCAGAGGAACAAGGGCCCCUGCGAACAAGGUAAG